CCCUCGCACCUGUGUCUUGCACUGCAAAAAUCUCCUGAGAGCUUGAAAGCUGAUAAGAUUGAUAUAUGGUACUUACAUGCACCUGAACGGAGUACACCACACGAGACCACCCUCCGCGUAGUCAACAAUCUCCACAAAAAAGGUCUCUUUCGCAGAUUCGACAUUAGCAAUUACGCGGUUUGGGAAGUGGCUCAGAUUUGUGAAACCUGUGAUCGUAAUGGUUGUAUCAAGUCGGCUGUGUAUCAGGGUGUGUGCAAUGCACUCCAUCGUGCGGUCGAGCCUAAGUUGCUCCCAUGUCUAAGGAACUACCACGUUGCAUUUUGCACCUUCAAUCCAUUGGCUGAAGGGUAUUUAACAUUAAGAUACACAAGGCAAAUGUUGAAGAAGCAUGAUGAGAUUGAGAAGGGGUCGAGAUUUGACCCACAGAGGCGGCAGGGACAGAAUUAUAGGAGAAGGUAUUGGAAUGAGAAGUAUUUUGAUGCUCCGGAUAUAUUGAGACCGGUCUUUGCGCAAGAGCAUGGCCUUACUGUAGCGGAGUGUGCUCUAAGGUGGAUGCUGAAUCAUUCGUUGCUAAAGAGCGAAUUUGGUGAUGCCAUAAUUAUUGGUGCAAGCAAUGCGGCCCAGCUAGAGGGAAAUUUAGCGAGCUUGGAGAAAGGUCCUCUUUCGGACGACGUGGUAAAAUCGUUGGAUGAGGGUUGGGAAACGGGAGGAGGAGUUUGUGCAAAGCAUUUUCACUAG
Molecule: messenger RNA, 738 nt
Organism: Hyaloscypha bicolor E
Lineage: Eukaryota; Fungi; Ascomycota; Leotiomycetes; Helotiales; Hyaloscyphaceae
Product: Aldo/keto reductase
Exons: 2
Source: RefSeq, a predicted model, not a curated record